This is a messenger RNA of Hevea brasiliensis (rubber tree), 1143 nucleotides long. RefSeq lists its product as uncharacterized. NCBI's taxonomy places the organism in Eukaryota, Viridiplantae, Streptophyta, Magnoliopsida, Malpighiales, Euphorbiaceae. The record is from RefSeq and is a predicted model, not a curated record. Bases 1 to 1143 code for a protein of 380 amino acids. The transcript has 4 exons.
AUGUCAUCAAAUAUGCAAAAAGACAUUGUCAAUGCUUGUGCAACUGAAACUAUCAACAUUAUUACUCGAGAUCUUGGAGAUGCUUUGUUUUCUAUUUUAUUUGAUGAAGCUCGUGAUGUACCAGCUAAGGAACAGAUGGCUAUUGUUAUACGCUAUGUGGACAAGAAUGGACAUGCGGUGGAGCAUAUUUUGGGUAUUGUACAUGUUACUGACACUAGUGCUUUAUCACUAAAAGCAGCCAUAAAUGCAUUGUUUUCCAAACAUAGCUUAAGCAUAUCAAGAUUGCGAGGCCAAGGCUAUGAUGGGGCAAGCAACAUGCGAGCACUUGUAGCUGUUGUAAAAAUUGAUGUAUAUGUUGCAUUACUCUUCACUUUAGUUUCAAAUAUGGUGAAUGUUGUUGGUGUUUCUUGUAAACGUUAUGAUAUUCUUCAAGAAUCUCAAGUUAUUAGAGUUUUAGAAGCACUUGAAAAUGGUGAAUUGAUUAGUGGAACUGGCCAAAAUCAAGAAUAUACUCUUAAACGAGUAGGAGACGCACGGUGGGGGUCACAUUAUAAAACUCCUAUUAGCUUAAUUAAGAUGUUUUCUGCUAUUAUUGAUGUGCUUGAGUUGAUUGUGGAAAAUUCUAAGUCUGAACAGAAAGCUGAAGCAUUCAAUCUCCUUGAUUUACUACAAUCUUUUGAUGUUGCAUUUAGCCUUCAUGUGAUGAGAAACAUUCUAGGGAUCACUUAUGAACUAUCACAAGCUUUGCAAAGAAAAGAUCAAGAUAUUGUGAAUGCUAUGACAUUGGUCAAAAUAGCUAAACAACAGUUGCAAUCUAUUCGAGAUGAAGGAUGGAAUUCUUUAUUUGAUGACGUUAUAGUGUUUUCUUUUGAUGAGGAACAAUUGCUGCGCUUUGCUCAAUUUUACCCGAUUGAAUUUUCUAUAGUACAGCUUGUUGCUCUUGACAAUCAACUGGAGACAUAUAUUCUUGAUAUAAAGUCCAAUGCUAAGUUUUCAAAUUUGAUAGGAAUUAGCAAUCUUGCUGAAAAAAUGGCUUAUAACAUUGACCUUAAUUCUACUUGUUGCAAUAGCUUCUGUCGAGAGAGCAUUUCUGAUAUGAAGAUUGUGAAGAAUCGAUUGCGCAAUCAAAUGGGAGAUCAAUGA